Gavia stellata (red-throated loon) is the source of this 913-nucleotide messenger RNA. RefSeq names its product SREK1 interacting protein 1 (gene SREK1IP1). Gene Ontology annotation, molecular function: nucleic acid binding; zinc ion binding. The coding region runs from base 16 to 486 and encodes 156 amino acids. The record is from RefSeq and is a predicted model, not a curated record. The transcript is spliced from 5 exons. Lineage: Eukaryota; Metazoa; Chordata; Aves; Gaviiformes; Gaviidae.
GCGGCGGGACGCGCCAUGGCUCUGCCGGGUGGAAAUAAGGAUAACAUCAGAGCAGGAUGCAAGAAGUGUGGCUACCCUGGUCAUCUGACAUUUGAAUGUCGAAACUUCCUCCGAGUAGAUCCUCAAAGAGAUAUUGUUUUAGAUGUCAGCAGCACUAGCAGUGAAGACAGUGAGGAAGAAGAACUACAGAGAUUGCAAGCCAUGCGUGAAAAAAAGAAUUUAAAUGAGGAGGAAGAAAAAAAGAAAAAGCAAAGAAAAAGCAAAGAAAAAACGAAAUUAAAGAGACCAAGGAAAAGAUCUUCUUCAUCAAGCGCAGCUGAAGAGGAUGAGCCAAAGUCAAAAAAACAAAAAUCACACAAAAAAGAAAGGGAAAAGGAAAAAAAGAAUAAAUCUAAGAAAAGAAAACAUCAUAAAAAGGAGAAAAAGAAGAGACGAAAGGAAAAAAGUUCAUCUUCUGAUAGUUCAGACAGUUCUAGUAGUGACUGAGGUGCUGGCCUAUUUUUGUGUUCACUUUUGCAGAGAAGAUGAUUUUCCUUUCAAAUCAAACUUAUUUAUGCUUUGCAAUGCUGUUGUUCUAAAAGGAGAUUAUAUAUAUUUUUAAGAAAUCUAUUUGCAAAUAUCAGUGUUUCAAAUUAUUAAAUGGACCAUUUGGGAAAAAAUCUGCUCUUCUAUUUCAAGUUUAUUAGUACUAAACCAUGCAAGUUUCACUAGUUCUUCACUCUUGGUUCAGUUGUGAUUAGUUGUGUUUGGGAUCCUUUACACUAGGAUAUGGUAAACAUCAGUUUGCAAGUCUUUGUGUAGACAGAUUUGGACUUAAAUAUGCUUAAUGUCAGAAUGGUUAAAUCGAAUUUGGAAAUUCAAGUGAGAUUUUCUGUUCUGUUAUCAUUUAAAUAAAUGCAUGUUUUGCAUAACU